This is a messenger RNA of Miscanthus lutarioriparius, 1536 nucleotides long. The record is from the annotation of a GenBank genome assembly. NCBI's taxonomy places the organism in Eukaryota, Viridiplantae, Streptophyta, Magnoliopsida, Poales, Poaceae.
AUGGAGCCGCGGCGGCGGCGGCCACCGAGGCUGCCGCUCCAUGCGUUCUUCUUGGUUGCCGCUACUUGGCCGCUCGGGAGCUCAGCAGGGGUUGCAAGCUUUGGAGUUGGUGCGGAGAGCAAUGGAGCUUCGUCUAGUUUUAGGAAUUCCAGGAGACUACUGCAGAUUGGAGACAGAAACGAAGAUGGCCUAUUUCAUCUCCCACAUGCACGGACUCUAACGCACAAGAGCAGAUCUCAUAGAAGAGCUCCAAUACCAGCACCAGCACCAGCGUCUGCUCCAGCACCCUCACCAUCCAUGUCACCACCAGAAGGUUCACCAUCUCCAUCACCACAUAGUUCACGAUCAAUGCCACGCCAAUCAACUUCAAAUCGUCAUCCAUCCCUAGCCCCUCCACAUUUGGUUAGGCCUGGGCCUAGGCAAGAUGAAAAUGAUCCUAUAGUUGAUACUCCACCUCAUUCUCGCCAUAAACAUUCCUGGACAACCUAUGGUUUAGUUGCAGCAGGGAUUGCCGUUUUCCUUUUGGUAUCAGCAGCUAGUAUUCUCUGCUUCCGAGCUAAGAAAAUGGGAACUGUGAGGCCAUGGGCGACAGGUCUAAGUGGACAAUUGCAGAAAGCUUUUGUAACUGGUGUACCUUCGCUGAAACGAUCAGAGUUGGAAACGGCAUGCGAGGAUUUCAGCAAUAUAAUUGGCUCUACCUCUACCUGCAUGCUGUACAAGGGAAUUUUAUCUAGUGGAGUUGAAAUUGCAGUGGCCUCAAGCUUGGUAACAUCUGCAAAGGAUUGGUCGAAAGAAAAUGAAUCACAGUACAGGAAAAAGAUCACAAGCUUGUCCAAAGUAAGUCACAAGAAUUUUAUGAACUUGCUUGGCUACUGUGAGGAAGAGCAUCCCUUUACCAGGGUGAUGGUAUUUGAAUAUGCUCCAAAUGGGACACUUUUUGAGCAUCUCCAUGUCCGGGAAGCAGAGAAGCUUGACUGGAUGGCACGGCUCAGGAUAUCCAUGGGCAUUGCUUAUUGUCUUGAGCACAUGCAUCAGCUGAAAACACCAGUUGUGCUGAGGAACUUUGACUCAACUACACUAUACCUUACUGAUGACUUCGCUGCAAAAGUCUCAGAUCUUGAAUUUUGGAAUGAUGCAGAGGGACAUAAUUCUACCAACAAUGAACUGGCUUUCUCCCCAGACCCUGAGAACAUUGUGCGCAAGUACGGCAUGGUGUUGCUGGAGAUAUUGACCGGAAGAGUUCCUUGUUCUGAGGAUGAUGGACCACUGGAAAACUGGGCGUCUCCCUAUUUUGAAGGUGAGAUGCGUCUUGAGGAGCUGAUUGACUCUAGCAUCGGUUUCUUCCCCGAAGACACUGCACGUGCCCUUUGUGAGGUUGUAAGAUCCUGCAUUGAUCGGGAUCCAAAGAAGAGACCACAGAUGAAAGAGGUUGCAGCUCGGAUGAGAGAGAUCACCGCGUUGGGGCCUGAUGGGGUGACUCCGAAGGUGUCACCGCUCUGGUGGGCUGAGCUUGAGAUCAUGUCUUCUGAGAGCUGA